This is a messenger RNA of Lonchura striata (white-rumped munia), 2698 nucleotides long. Lineage: Eukaryota; Metazoa; Chordata; Aves; Passeriformes; Estrildidae. The record is from RefSeq and is a predicted model, not a curated record.
AUGCGGGGGAUGCGGGGGAUGCGGGGGAUGCGGGGGAUGCGGGGGAUGCGGGGGCUCAGGCCAGCGGCUCCCGCGGGGCAGCAGCGGCCCCUGCCGGCCCCGACUCCCGCUCUCGUCCUGGGGUCACAAACAUAUUUUUUUGUCAGUAAAAACCCCCAGACAGGCCGGGACUGUGAGAGGGUCCGGCCCUUCCUUCCCCCCGCUGUGAAAAGAUACGAAACAAGAACUAAGAGGGCGGGGACCAAAGCGGCAUCCUCCAAAUCCCGAAUCGAUUGGAGGCGCACCAGAAGGGCGCUGAUACUGCCCGACAGCAACGACGAGUCCUCAGCCUCCUCUGAGCAGGAGUCCGCCACAUCCGAGAGUGAAGGAGACGAGCGGGAGCAAAGGGCUGUGGAGGGCGGGCCUUCGGGUCAGCGGGAGAAAAUCCACACCGGGGAAGUUGCGGAAGAUGGUGAUGAUGAGCGCGUUGUGCCCGGGAGGCGUAAGAGGUCGAGCUCCUCCGUCGUGUUGGACAGCGAUGAAAGUGAGGGCAGUGACGUACUUGUUAGAAAGGUGUUUGCCAAACGCCGCUGUAUCCUGGAUGACGAUGAGAAUUCUGAAGAACAGCGGCCUGAUAAAACAUGCCCUACAGAGGAUGUUUCUACGAGUAGGAAACAUAAAGUUCUUGCAAAAUUGAAGGAACUUGUGAGACAAAGUUCAGCUCGGAGAUCCUGCAGCGGUGCAAAUUGUGAGGAUUCUAAUAGUGAAUCAGCAGUAGAAGAGGAACCAUUCCGUCAGCUGCCCCUCACACCAUCAGAAGGCAGUGAAACUGAUGGUGACAGCAUGAAAGAUUUUGUAGUAGAGGAAGAGGAAAAUGAUGAUUGUGAUGACAUUGACAACACAGAGCAUGUGAAGAAUGAAAAUCAGCCACAUCAAAAGCAACCAAAUCCAUCAAACAGCGAGCUGCUGGCACGCUACAUCCCACAGUUAUCUCGCUGUGAGCAUUAUGUACAUUUCAAAAGAAUAGUAAAGGCUUUCCUCAUAAAUGCAAUUGAUGAUUCUUUUCUGAGCUCAUUAUAUGAUGGAACGAGACAAAAGAAAUAUGCACAAGAAAUGCUGCUCUCACUUCAUUAUUUGGACGAACGCUUCAUUCAGCCUCGUCUUGAGAACUUAAUCUGUAGAAGUCGCUGGAAGGAUCGAUACAAGAACCGUGUGGAUUGUUACCCAAAUGUUCACAUCAGCUUGCAAAAUGCAAAAAAUAUGUCUUGUCAGGCCUGUGCGCUGAAGCGGUGGUGUAAGUUCAACGUGUCGCUCUCUGGAAGGCUUUAUAAUAGUAAAACUUUGGAAGUAGAUGACUUCAUGUCAGAAGAUAAACAGGUUUUGAAGGUUGGCGUGGUGUGUGCAAAUCGUACAAGAGUUUAUCACAACUUGAAACACUUCAAGUACAAGCUAUACAUGGAUUGCAGCUCCGUUGUUGAAUUGGAUGGCGUUGUGGAUGAACCAGUCAAAGACACUGUAGAGCGGCUUUUCAACCACUUGGAUAAGACUGGGUGGAUUCAGAAGAGAUACAAUGAUCUUGAAGAUUAUAUGGAAGAUGCAGACAAUUUUCAAGAAGAAAAAAUUGUUUAAGAGGUCAUAUAGCUCUUUGAAAGACAUCUUUGACAUCUUUAAAAAUGUGAAUGGCCUAUAUCAUCUGCAUGCACUUUUAUAUCUGCCUGGACUUCAAGAUUUCUAUGUAGGCUGUUACACUAAAAUUCAUAUGCCUUUAAAUUAGUUUGAUAAUGUGCUGUAUCUUUUUUCUCAUAUGUGUCGAUACAAAUCCAAAGUUUUACCAAAUCAGUCCUUCCAGUCUUAAAAAUAAAUCACUUAAAAUUUCCUACUGUUAGAAAUAUCAGUUCAAUAUCUAUUUACUUAUGAAAUAAAAUUUCCACCUAUUCAGAUUGAGCAGCUUUGUAGAGAAGAGGAGAUGCUGAGAUCUUUUGAAGUAGGUAUAUUGGAAAGGUAAGACUUUUUUAUACCAGAACUUAGGACUUGCAUCUUAACCUUCCUUAUUGCUCAUUAUGUGCAAGUCCAGUCAGUUAGAAUGAUAGUUACAACAAACAGGACCCAAAUGCAAUUUGGUUCUCUGAGGGAUCAGUAUUUCUUCUCUGAGGAAUCAGUGUAGACAGUUACAAGGCAACAGAGGAAAUAAUGCUGCAGUCCUGUCUGCAUUUGCAUCACAGUAGUCAUUCCUCUCUUGAGAAAGUAGGUAAUGAGUCACAGUAUGGGCGUCAUACAGACUGAGUCUGGCUUAGCCAUCUAAAUGAACACAUGGGCCCACAUUGCUGUCUCUGAUAAGCAGCUGGGGCAAUUUACUGAGAUUUUAAACAUCAGGUUACAUUGUGCAAACAUAAUGGCAGCAACUUGGAGUAACUGCAGUCCUAGGAGAAUGGAUUAAUAUGCCCAUGCAAGAUAAGCAAGAAUUCUUUGAGUGUAACUUAACAGAAAGUAGGAGUUAGUCAGAAACAGGAUGCAUGGCAUACCAGAAUUGCAUGAAACCAAAUCAGAGUAGAUUUUCAAGGAUUUUGGAAAGGUUAAGUAUGGUACUGCCCAUUCUGAAAAAUUGGACAAGAACUGUAAAAGUGUACUCACAGCCCAGAAAGCUGACUGUGUCCUGGGCUGCAUCCAAAACAGCAUGGCCAGCAGACUGAGGGAGGUGAUUCUACCGCUCUGCUCUUAU